AUGCAGUUGAAGUCCAUCCUCCUCGCUUUGGCUUUCAGUGCCUUUGCUCAGGCUCAGACUAUUCACGGUUACACCAAAAAGGAUUGCCCUAAGGCCGACGAAGAAACUGGUUCCGAUGAAACGACCCGGGAGAAGUGUUUGACUCUGAAGAGUAGCAGUUACAAGUCUCUCAAGGGCAGUCCUGGUGACUUCGUCCUCACAGCAUUUGCGGAAUCGAGUUGUGACGGCAACGGCUAUGCCCUGCCGCCCGGCAAGUGCAUCAACGGCGACAAGUUCACUACCUACGAGAUCCAGUUCAUCCCCAUCACCAAGCGAAACAACGCAACGGCCCUGCUGGAGUUGUACGCCGACUACUACGCCGAAUUCCCCGAGGAGGCUGAGGAGCUUAAACGCCAGGUCAACGAAGCGUAG
Aspergillus eucalypticola CBS 122712 is the source of this 411-nucleotide messenger RNA. RefSeq lists its product as uncharacterized. Lineage: Eukaryota; Fungi; Ascomycota; Eurotiomycetes; Eurotiales; Aspergillaceae. Bases 1 to 411 code for a protein of 136 amino acids. The record is from RefSeq and is a predicted model, not a curated record. The transcript has 2 exons.